GUCGUCACUAAGAGAGCGGACCGCUCUACAUGGCGCUGCGCUAUUUAUAUUUAUAAUUUAAUAUAUUUUUUGUAUAAACUUUUUUAAAGUUCAAUCUAAUAAAUCACCCUGUGAUAUAAGAUCUCCUUGAUAAAAUGGAAUUCCUAUCGCGCAAAGUGAAGUCAAACGGACAAUUUGACACAAAUCAAUUGAAUGGCGCGCCUGGGGUUUUUGGGAAGAAGCGGAGUGAAACCACGAUGAGUCCAGCGCCCCCCGCGCAGCGCGACAAAACCGUCGCACCAUUCAUAGCUAGCAAGCAGUCGCUCGCUGUUAGUGGUGGGAAGAAUACGUACGAAAUGGAUCGCGAUCGUCUUGGAGUGUGGGGAUGCGGGGACUCGCAGUCCAACAGCCGCCUGUCGGGCCUCGACCGCCUGAAGCACCCUGGACUCAACAAGGGUAUGGCGUUCACAAUAGAGGAGCGUCAAGUGAUGGGCAUCCACGGUCUGCUGCCGCCCAGGGUCAAGAGCCAGGAGGAGCAGGUGCAGCUGUGCAAGCUGUCCAUCGAGCGGUAUGAAGACCCGCUCAACAAGUACAUCUAUCUUAUGGGAUUACUGGACCGCAACGAGCACCUAUUCUACCGCUUCGUCGGCGAGAACGUAGCGGACAUGAUGCCUAUCGUGUACACGCCGACCGUAGGGCUCGCCUGCCAGAAGUACGGGCUCGUGUACCGCCGGCCCAGGGGACUGUUCAUCACCAUCAAUGAUAAGGGACACGUGUACGAGAUGCUGUCUAACUGGCCAGAAACAGACGUGCGCGCGAUCGUAGUGACAGACGGGGAGCGCAUCCUCGGUCUCGGAGACUUGGGCGCGUGCGGCAUGGGCAUCCCCGUGGGCAAGCUGGCGCUGUACACCGCGCUGGCGGGCAUCAAGCCGCACCAGUGCUUGCCCAUCACGCUCGACGUGGGCACAAACAACGAAGCGUUCCUCGAGGACCCUUUAUACAUCGGUCUGAAACAGCGACGUGUCCGUGGGCCCGCGUACGACGAGUUUAUCGACGAGUUCAUGUGUGCAGUCGUGCGUCGGUUCGGGCAGAACUGCCUCAUACAGUUCGAGGACUUUGGGAACGCUAACGCGUUUAGGCUCUUGGAGAAGUACCGCGGGAAGUACUGCACGUUCAACGACGACAUCCAGGGCACAGCUGCGGUUGCUGUGGCUGGGCUGCUGGCGAGUCUGCGUCUCACGCAAAAGAAACUGUCUGAUAACGUCAUCGUGUUCCAAGGAGCUGGAGAGGCAUCCCUGGGCAUAGCGGAACUGUGCGUAAUGGCGAUGAAGGCCGAGGGCACUCCAGAGGCCGCAGCCCGAGACCGCGUGUGGCUGGUGGACUCCAAGGGGCUCAUUGUGAAGGACAGACCCGAGGGUGGGGUCAACGAACACAAGGCCAAGUUCGCGAAGGACCACCCCCCUGUGCGCACGUUGGCUGAGGUCGUGGAUGUGGCUAAGCCGUCUGUGCUUAUUGGUGCCGCAGCAGUGGGCGGCGCGUUCACACCCGCCAUCUUGCGCGCGAUGGGCGCCAACAACGCGCGGCCCGUCGUGUUCGCGCUCUCCAACCCCACCAGCAAGGCCGAGUGCACUGCUGAGGCCGCGUAUUCUAAUACUGAUGACCGUGCAAUCUUCGCGUCGGGUUCCCCGUUCCCCGCGUACCGCACUAAGGACGGACGCGAGCUGCGGCCCGGGCAAGGGAACAACUCGUACAUCUUCCCCGGGCUGGCCCUGGGCAUACUGUGCGCCGGUAUCGUGGACAUUACGGACGACUUUAUGUUGUUAGCUGCUGAGGCUCUCGCUGAAAUUGUAUCUGAUGACGAUCUGAGCCACGGCAGUCUGUACCCACCGCUAGAAGAUAUCCAAAACUGCUCUGUCAAGAUCGCCAAGAAGAUUGUUGAUCACGCUUACAAGACAGGCAAGGCUUCAGUCCUGCCGCAGCCCAUAGACACGGAGGCGUUCAUUCGCGCGCAAAUGUACGACGUGCGAUAUUCUCCCGCCAUUCCGCCCGUCUACAGCUGGCCGGGCGACGGGCCCGUAGUGCAUCAGAUGUAGACUCUGUGCUCUAUACUCUAUGACACUAAAGUUACCAAUCAAAAUAUUGUAAUCAAUUAAAAAUAAUAUUUAACAAUUUUAUUCCUUGAUUUUAUUCCAAUGUUGUCAUGAUUGAGGUUAGAUAGGUGUCAGUCACUCGAAUAACAGAUGAUUUUUUGUAAACAAAUACACGUGUUAGUUAUUUUCACAAAUUGUUACUUUAUAUUGUGUUGCGAAAUCUAUUUAUUGCAUUGUUUUGCGCUUCAGUAGCGGUACUUAAAAUAUGAUGUACGAAAGGAUGUAAAUUAAUAAAAAAAUUGAUGUAUGUACUGUGAUAAUGGGAAAGAUAGAGGGGGCUAAUUAUUUCAUUUUCUUUGGAAAUUAAGAUCUUUCAUAAUGAUAACAUACAUUCCAAAUAAGUUACCACUAAAACAGUCUUUUCUUGUGUUAAUAUGUUCAAUUCUUGAUGUUUCCUUGUUUCAUUAUAGCUUUUCCGAAUAUCAUUUACCAUUUGUAUUAUAAACAAUCUUUGUUACUGGGAACCUAAUAAUAUUGUUUACUAUUUAUUACAUAAUGUUAGAAAUAUAUUUUAAUUUUAUGAAUGACUGCAAUGUAUUUGUAAAUUUAUAAUAAAUA
This is a messenger RNA of Colias croceus (clouded yellow), 2687 nucleotides long. RefSeq names its product NADP-dependent malic enzyme-like. Lineage: Eukaryota; Metazoa; Arthropoda; Insecta; Lepidoptera; Pieridae. Gene Ontology annotation, molecular function: malate dehydrogenase (decarboxylating) (NAD+) activity; NAD binding; malate dehydrogenase (decarboxylating) (NADP+) activity. The record is from RefSeq and is a predicted model, not a curated record. Gene Ontology annotation, cellular component: mitochondrion. The coding region runs from base 135 to 2072 and encodes 645 amino acids. Gene Ontology annotation, biological process: pyruvate metabolic process; malate metabolic process. The transcript has 12 exons.